Messenger RNA from Parathielavia appendiculata, 521 nucleotides. RefSeq lists its product as uncharacterized. The record is from RefSeq and is a predicted model, not a curated record. The transcript has a single exon. Lineage: Eukaryota; Fungi; Ascomycota; Sordariomycetes; Sordariales; Chaetomiaceae. Bases 137 to 448 code for a protein of 103 amino acids.
GCGCAGUGACGCAAACCUGGGAAACAGCAACUCGUGCCUGCCGUAGUCUUCACCCCGGUGCCGAACCUUACGCACACGCGGCAGGCGUGCAAGAAAAGGGCCCCGUAUUGCCAACUCUAGCUCCUUCCUUCCUGCAAUGAAGCCACCCAAAAAAGCCACUCGGCGCCGAAACAAACUAUGGCGGUCCGUUGUUACUCUCAGCAUGCCUGCCUUGUCGGCAUCACGACACGACCCUCUGGAGCUUAAUGGAAGCUGUAACCAACCCUGCAGGUGCUUUCCUCCUCCUGCUAAGAGCUUGCAGUCUGAUGAGGUGUUGACUGUUGACCGCGGAGACGGUGGGCUUGAAGGAGGCUAUCGGCGAGUUUCGUCGAUUCAAACGAGUGACGCUGAUCGAAGGAAACGGCUUGGUGGUCCACACGCCCUUUUAGGUGAACUCCGGGAGCAAUAGUGGAAGCUCUUCCAGACGAGCCUCGUCAGCCCUCGGUGCCUUUGAUGUCUUUGUCAAUGGCGAAGCAGACCGA